UCUAGCCACACCGGACUGAUGAUUAGCCCAUGACUGCAACAGCCAGCUAGGACCACGGAUAUCCCGCAGAGUACUCAAAUGAAUUCGCUCAACUUUAUUUUACUUUUGGUGUGCUUCACGCCAGUAUCACUACAGAACGGAGCAGAGAUUACAAACCUCCAAGGUGAUUUACUAAACUUGUUAGAGAUAAAGGAAAAGCCGAGCGUGGCAAGAAGUAGGUCUCAAGUACCGAAAUAUGUGAUGGACUUGUACAAGGAACAAGCUCAUACAACGGGCUUCACCAAGUUUGGCAAAUCUGCUCCUGGGAAAACCAUACGAACUUUCUUCAGAGACACGAGCGUCAGCGAGGACAAGAGUCGCUUGUACUUCAACUUAUCGUCGCUUAAACCCAAUGAACAAAUAGAGAAAGCAGAGCUGAGAUUAUUUAAGAGACGUUCUAAGCUGGAGAACACUCAUGGUCAUUUUAAGGUGACAGUGUAUCGUUUGAAUCGCCGACCUGUAGAGGGUAACACAAGCUGGAAGAAAAAGUUGACUACAGUGGCUACCAAACAUGUUAAAUGUCGUCGAGUUGGCGGCUGGGUCGUGUUAAAUGUUACCUCAGCUGUGUCGUUUUGGAGUUCUUGGCCAUCACGAAAUUUCGGUUUGUGGAUCUCAGUCAAAGGAAUUGGAAUUCCAACUUCGGAUUUCUUCAUAGCAACUGGUGGUAGGAAAGAGCCGAUCUUGGUCAUUUACGGAGAUGAUAAGGACAAAAAGCAAGACAAAUCGUUGGGACCUUUUAGUGAGAUUCCGAACGAAACAAGGCAUAACGGCGAAGAUAAACACAACAAAGGUAAAGGCAAAAACAAGCAAGACACUUCUGGCAUAAUGAACAGAAGACGCAGAUCUGUGGGAGACGUUAGCUGUGCGAGACACAAACUGUUUGUGAAAUUUCGUGACUUAAACUGGGACAAAUGGAUUAUAGCACCUCGAGGAUUCAGCGCUUAUUACUGCAUGGGUACAUGUCCAGAAGUCAUCGAUAAAUAUUACGAUCCAUCAAACCACGCCAUAAUACAAAACCUCCUUCACCAUCGAUUAAAUAAGAACAUUCCUGCAGCAUGCUGUGUACCCACAAGUUUAAACUCUAUGAGUUUGAUGUAUUUUGAGCUGGAUGGAAGCAUUGUGCUAAAGGAAUACCCUGGUAUGGUUGCAUCGACGUGUGGCUGUCGCUAACAGAGUUAUAGUUUACCAAUAAACCUCGUCUGUAAAUGUCAGUCGAUUUAAAGUGAAAGCACAGAGAACAAAUUAAGUGUCAAAGAACAUAUUUAUAUUGAUAAAAGGUGUUUCGCACCCUAACACGAUAUCGGAAUAUAGUGAAUAAAUUGAAGUAGAGUAUUAUUGUGACCCGAGGCAGAUUCGCAGCGGUUAAUCAAAAGAUUGACAAAGUCAGACAUUUUUUCAGAAUAGUCAGUCUUGCUCGGGUGGUGUAACACGCUAGUUAAAGAUCGAUUGUACCACACAAAUCUCCAGUCAGUGUACGAAAAUUAUCUGUAGACGAAGAGUAAAGAGGAGCUAUAAAUGGAACAGUGUAACCUAUAAAAAGUAUGACCGAUAACUAGCCUGGAGCGGCUGCUACUGUUCAAAGACAAUUUUAUUUAUUUCCGGUCAGGCAGUGAGCCGACGUCUAUUUCUCCAGAAAUUUGCAUUAAUUUCAGACUUAUUAUAUCACGCUUCUGUAAGCAUGAAUUCAAUAAAUUUAAACCCUGCAAAAAAGAGUGUUCCGCCAUCACGUACUACGACUAACAGCUCAUAUUCCUUCUGGUAUUGUCCAAUAAUUCCACUAAGCACUUCACUAUGUUGUCCAAGUCAGUUUGCCAAAAAAAAAUUUAAGU
Messenger RNA from Pocillopora verrucosa, 1868 nucleotides. RefSeq names its product protein decapentaplegic-like. NCBI's taxonomy places the organism in Eukaryota, Metazoa, Cnidaria, Anthozoa, Scleractinia, Pocilloporidae. Gene Ontology annotation, cellular component: extracellular region. The record is from RefSeq and is a predicted model, not a curated record. Gene Ontology annotation, molecular function: growth factor activity; cytokine activity.